This is a messenger RNA of Eucalyptus grandis, 1583 nucleotides long. RefSeq lists its product as uncharacterized. The record is from RefSeq and is a predicted model, not a curated record. The coding region runs from base 393 to 1181 and encodes 262 amino acids. The transcript has 2 exons. NCBI's taxonomy places the organism in Eukaryota, Viridiplantae, Streptophyta, Magnoliopsida, Myrtales, Myrtaceae.
UUUUGGGCGUUUUGGUGUUAUUUUCUGUGGGGGGGUUAGAUUUGAGGGACGGAGAGGUCGAGAGAGACGAGAGGCCCCCCGUCCUUCGAUCGCCUCUUCCCCAUCUCCGCGCCGAUUCCCCUUUCUCCUUCCUCUGCAAAUCCUGCAAUCGCCGCAAUCUCCUCUCCUUCUCCCUCCCUCUCUUUCUCGGUCUCACUCCAAUUCGAGGUCGGGUUUGGACAAACAAAGCUGUUGCCUCGCCAGUGAGUCGGAGAAGGGAGCUGAUAGAGAAAGUUACAGGCUGUAUUCUGCUCGAGAUUUUACCUUUGAGAGUUUCUUAGGUUAGAUGGCAUGCAAUUCGCGGUUAUAGCCUUUAGGAAAUUCCUCCUUGAGCAAGUUAUUUGAUUGUUGCGAUGUGGAAGUUUACGUCAAAUGUCAUUUCAAGCAUCGGAUUGAAAAAAAGCUCUAGUGAGCCAACUCGAGUAUGUCAGGAGUGCUCAGAUGAUGAGGUUGCUUCAAAUGUGAGCAGGGAUGAAGGCUUGGAAUGCCCUAUAUGCUGGGAGUCAUUCAAUAUUGUCGAGAAUGUGCCGUAUGUCCUAUUGUGUGGCCAUACACUCUGCAAGAACUGUGUCCUCGCCCUUCAAUCAGCUCUUUUGAAUUUUCCGGGACAACAAAUUAAGAUACCCUUUCUCAUUUCCUGUCCCUGGUGCCACUUGUUGUCGUUGAGGUGGAUUCAUAGGGGGAACCUAAAGUUCCCUCGCAAGAACUUCUUCCUUCUUUGGAUGGUCGAGAGCUUGAAUGGGGACCGGACCAAGUUUGCUUCCAGUUUAUCUCUUGAACAUCAAUCAGUUAGCUCUCCAAGGCGCAAUCUACCUCUUGGAAAUCGAUCUGGCAACGGUAGCCUCAGAAGGCAGCCAAGUUCUCGAAAUUCCGGGCAAUUGUCCCAGAUGGAAAAUGUCAGCCGCAGUUCCAAUGGGCAGCAUUCCCCUUUCCCUAAAUCUCUGGAUAUAUUCAUUGACAUUAUGUCUAAGUUCCCAUUGGUUAUCGUGUUUCUCCUGAUUCUGUUUUUUGUGCUGCCCAGUUGCGCUGUCAUCUUGCUCCUGUAUCUUCUGCUCACCAUUCUUUUUGCAAUACCCUCGUUUUUGGUAUUGUACUUUGCAUACCCCGUUUUGGGAUGGCUAGUGAAGGAGAUAACAUCGUGAGAUUUAGGUUUUCAAUCACAAAGCCUGGGAUCCUGCCUGUUCAAGAUGUGAUGUAGCUGGCUGUUUUCUCUGCAGUGGCCAUGCGAAUUGAUUCAGGUUGUUGCUUCACCUAUUUGAGUAGCUUUUUAUAGAGUGGAAGUUUGAGGUGUUUCUUGGAAAUGUAUCUAUUGCAUUUGGGAAGAGGUUGAUAUUUAUUUCAAUGGCAUUGAUUGCACUAAGCAGCUGGUGGUACAAUCUAAGUCUGUUAUAUGUUGAUGUACAUUAGGUGCAAUAAGGGUAUCCAAAAGGUCGUUCACUUUCUUGGUGGCCAUGAUGGAGAUAUAGCUAGGGACAGCACUUGUAUGGAUGUUUUAUUGCAACUUCUCUGCAUAUUGCGCUGGCUAUGCCGCAAUUUUUGUUCUA